This is a messenger RNA of Drosophila biarmipes, 1132 nucleotides long. RefSeq lists its product as uncharacterized. The record is from RefSeq and is a predicted model, not a curated record. The transcript has a single exon. Bases 482 to 967 code for a protein of 161 amino acids. NCBI's taxonomy places the organism in Eukaryota, Metazoa, Arthropoda, Insecta, Diptera, Drosophilidae.
UAAGCGAGAUAAGAUUCCAGACUCCGAUGCGUCGAGGCAACUUGGCCAUCAUCAAAGAGUGGCAAGCGCAGGCGCUGGACGAUCUCGAGGUAGCAGAGUGUUCUCGAGAAACGCUCUGGGGAAAUUUCCAGGAAAAGCCGGAGCGACCUGGGAGACACAAAAGAAGGUGCGAGCCCGUUGCAGCAAAUGAAAAAUUAAUUACAAAGGACUUUCGGCCGGGCAGGUAGUCUGCCACAGGUAGUGUGGGUGUAUCCGAAAUCCUUUUUUCUCUACGACAAUGCUCACCUUUUGUCAACGAAGAUUUUCCCAUAAACAAGGCGCACUCGGCCUUAAUGAUAUUUCCAGGUAGGACCCUGAGAGCCCGGCGGUAUAAAAGCCAGGUUGCGCAGCAGCAGGAGCACAGUCGAGCCCAAACAGCCGCCGUGAAAACACCUUAGCAACAGAUCAUCUCAAACAACCGCAUCUUAAAACAACACCAAUUAUGGCACCUUCGAACAUGGAUUACCAGAACGAGUCGGAAGUCGGCGAGAGCUAUACCCACAAGAAGUUCAAGACCACGGCGUAUACGCACAAAAAGUUUGGAAAGAAGUGCGGCAAGGAGGUCGCCCCCACUGCCUCAGCCACGCCCCUCUUUCGUCCGUACGCCCUGAGCGAGAAUACUCCGCGGAAACGGCGUCAGGAGACUGAGCGGGAGGUCCAGCUGCAGCAGCAGUUGCCCCACCAUUCACUGCCUCCCACGCCGCCCACUACACCACCCCAGCAGCAAUACCCGCUUCCGGCCACCCAACUUCCGGUGGCCCAACAUCCGGUCGCUCACUCACCCGUUUUCAAUCACCAGGCCUACGCCUACAUGCUGCAGAAGCAGCGGGCCGUGCUCCAGAUGCGCCAGCUGCUCAACAUCAACCCGGAUGCCAACACCUGGCCUCUGGAAUGGCGACAGGCCCUGCAGGCGCUGCUUCAACAGUAGGUCAGGCGAAGGAGCCUGCCAACCAAUUAUACGAUUAGAAACGGAGUGAUUUGCCUAGCAACCAGUGAUAUAGACCUUUAAGUAACCGCCGACAGAUUGUACAUUAUGAACGGAAGCGAAGCCCUAGCGUAAUUGUACAUAACAUUAAUUAUAGACAAAAUAAAU